UUUAUACAUUUCUCCCAUUUUUAUACUCCACCUCAUUGAGGCGCAGUAAAAUAUGACAUGCCGCGCUAUAUCGUAGCUAGCUUACGCGGGCAGUUACUUUAAUAUUGACCGGAGUCCGCGAUAUCCGGAGAUCGUUUUCCGAUUCGCAUACGAGAUUUGGAGGGUUUUAUUCCGGGUGUCCAAAUGGAAGGCGGGGAUUCAGGAGGAGACGCGGUUAAGCCACCGAUGGACAGUCAGCAGGCUCCCCCGUACAGCACGGAGGUGGGUCCGCCCGCGCCAGCACCAGCCGGCUAUCCACAGGCCGGCGCGGGUGGGUAUCCACCGCAGCAGGGUGGCUAUCCACAGCAGGGCUAUCCACCACCACAGCAGGGUUAUCCACCACCAUCGGGGCAACCCGGGUACCCACCUCAGCAGCAGCAAGGCUACCCGCCCCAGCAGCAGGGCUACCCACCCCAGCAGCAACAGCCUCCGACCGUGGUGGCGAUCCAGCAGCCGGCACCGGCCACGCAGGUGGUGGUCACCGGGGGCUGCCCCACCUGCCACGUGGGGAUGAUGACGGACAGCUACACCGCCUGUGGAAUCAUCCUAGCCAUCUGCUUUUUCCCCUUGGGCGUCAUCUGCUGCCUCAUGAUGAAGGAGAGGAAAUGCACCAACUGCGGAGCUACGUUCGGCUAGAGACGUCGGGGAACCGCGCAGGCUGACACACACUUCUUUGGACAUUUCUCAAACCUCGGCUUCAGUCGGGGCUGAAAUCAUAAUUUACUCUGCGUGUGGGGGAUUAAUGUUUCAAUCGAACUGAUGUUUCAAUCGAACGAAAAGAAAGACUUCAGCAUUUGGUGUGGUAUCAGCAGAUUUGUUGUUUCUGUGGGAAAAAAAUUGAGCCUUGGACCUUCGGCAAUUGUAAGAAUAAUUAUAUUCUAUGACAGAUGGAAUGUUCCAUUCGCCUCAACAUUCCAUCUGUCAACUAAUACAAUUAUUCUUACCAUUGCACUCACAAACACUCAUUAUUUGUAUACGAGCUACUGAACACGUAAUAGGUAUUCUUUCGCUUUUUUGUAAGUGUUUGACAAGACAAUACUUUCUUAAGUACUGCUCUUAUUGCUGAACUUGUUUUAUGUUUAUUUUUGAAAAUCUUUGUUAUAGUUGGCCCAGUUUCUAGGAUCAAAAGAUAAUUCGAAAAACCUGAACAAGCCAACGCUUGUGCACAUUACGGCACUUAUAAUUACAUGUAGUAAUAUAACCGAAAUAUACACCAUUAGGUAGACAUUCCUAUAGACUUGUGCACAACAUUUUUGUCGACUUUCCUGACCCCUAACUCCAAUUUUACCUUAUCCUACACAGACGAAUUUUUAUAUUUUUACUAAUUGGACGACGAGCAAUCGAUUUGCCCACUUGCGACGGUGACAUUUUGCCGCUGAAUAGCAGCUGAGGUUUUAGGGAGACAUUGAAAUAUCUCCCUAAUUUCACGUCUGCCAAAGGUAUACAUAACGUUGACGCCAAAGCGUCUCCCAAAUGAUAUGCUUUACGAUAUACUUAUUAUUCUGCCACUAUGAAAUUAGCUUCGGUGUCCAUGACAAUAAAUGGACAUUACCAUGCACUCAGUGUGUGUUUAAGAGAAUGGGUUUAUUUGCACAGUUCAGUAAUUAGCAAUUAAAAGAGAGCUUAGAAUUUAUACAGUUUCAAAAACAAAACAUUGCUUAAGGUGGUUUGGCUGAAUGGUUUAUACUGAACAUAAUCUUUGUAAAAUAAAAAAAACCCUGUAAAAACACAGUAAUUAGGCUGGAAAUUACAUUAAUUAUUAAUGAAGUCGAAAACGUUAAAUAAAUAUGUAAGAAAUUAGCUUUUAUUGUUACGUUGGAUAUUCAAAAUAAGGUAGGAUUAUUCAACGUUAUAUAGAAAUAAAUUUCAACAAAAGUAUAUGUAAAUUUGUGGCUUUGAGAUUGAUUCUAAUUAAUGGAGUAACUUGAUGAUGAGCCUAACACACAUUUCUUCAGUUACUUGUGGACUAAAUUGUCGACAUCAACAAUAUUUUGAUUGUGGUGUUGUUGCUCUAUUGUCCACUAAGUGUGGAUGUACAUCGUGUUAUCAAGUAUUAGCUGUGAAGAUUUUUUUCAAUAUCUAUACUUAUAUUGUAGAGAUGUAGUGGGAUGUGAAGUACGUAAAACAUAUGCCAAAAUUAUGAUGUAUAAUGAAUGAAAUCAAUGAAUAAAAUCUGCUGAGAUUAACUCCA
Molecule: messenger RNA, 2230 nt
Organism: Patiria miniata (bat star)
Lineage: Eukaryota; Metazoa; Echinodermata; Asteroidea; Valvatida; Asterinidae
Product: annexin A7-like
Exons: 2
Coding region: 184-675 (163 amino acids)
Source: RefSeq, a predicted model, not a curated record